UAGCGACAUUGAGGUUGCUAUUGGCUGACACUCAGUCAGCAUGCUGUACAAUAAGUUAAUGUUUGCCCAGUGAUGAGAUCUGCUUCUAUUAAGCACAUUGUAUUUCUUCGAAGGCUUGUAUUAAAGAUUAUGUGAAAGCUCUGAUUUGCUACAAGAAAUAAGGUUCGUUUGAUCACGUUUUCAAACAAGAAUCCGAAUCCGUCUUCGUAACUACUUCCCACUCUCCUCUCAAGAUGAAUUUCGAGUCGUUCUAAUAGAAAGCAUCAGUGCGCAGAAGACCAAGACGCAGUUGUACCAAAAUUGACGAUAAAAUGGCAAGUUCCUUAGGUCAACUGCUCACAGAAGAAGAUUUGGAUUACGCAAGACGCCUGGCAAAAUCUUUGAAAUCAUCGAGCAAAUACGACGAGAUCAUGAUACGAAACAUUAUUGAUCAUAAUUGGGACACGGAACCACAAAUGGUAUCUAAUUUGCUACAUUUUCCACUCGUUAUACCAAAAGAUCUUCGCUUACCGUCCUUAUUAAGGGGACUUAGCGAAUCAGAAAGACCUUACUACAUUCUUGCGGCAUCAAACGGCCUUUCGAGCCUUGAUUUAUCGAAAGAAAACGAUACGAGCUCAAUCAAAGAGAAGCUGAAAGAGGCAACAUUAAGACCACAGGGCGAUAUUGCCAUCCAUGCCUUCAUGGCAUUGGGUAAGCUUUUACGUCAUCCUGAAGAUACAGAAUUCGUUUUACGAUUCUUACACUGUGCCAAGUCCACUCUACACUAUAACGCAUUAACUUGGAUACUUGUUAACGUCAAAGAUGUGAACGAAGUGCGAAAAAUUCUUGAAAAUAAAGCUGUUCCGGAGGACAUCCGUGAAGAAGGACUCGAAAGACUGGAAUCUGAUCUUAUCGAAGACCUCAACCAGAACGAAGGAUUCACAUACACGCCAAGUCUUGCAGACUUUGAGGCUAUGCGUCGCAAAGAACAAACACUAUCGGAAAUUUUCACAGAACUCGACACAGACAAAGAUGGAAAGAUUGGAGCAGAAGAAAUACUUUCAUUUUGUGAAGAUAUUGGACGAGUGAUGACCUUAGACAAGGUGGAAAAAGACAUUAAGCAUUAUGAUACUGAUAAAGACGGCAAAAUUGUUAAAGAUGAGUGGAUAGAACUCAUGUUUCCCCAGUUUAAUGUGCAAUGAUAUCCUUAGAUGUAUAAAUUAAAUAUAUGUCAUACUGUCCUAAAAAUUCGAAUUUAUCAUUGAAAUAAAAACAGGUAUUUCUAACUCAA
Messenger RNA from Xenia sp. Carnegie-2017, 1270 nucleotides. RefSeq lists its product as uncharacterized. NCBI's taxonomy places the organism in Eukaryota, Metazoa, Cnidaria, Anthozoa, Malacalcyonacea, Xeniidae. The record is from RefSeq and is a predicted model, not a curated record. Gene Ontology annotation, molecular function: calcium ion binding. The transcript is spliced from 3 exons. Bases 312 to 1181 code for a protein of 289 amino acids.